GUGCUUUCGACAGUGACGAGCUCCAGCUUGCUGGUCGUCGAUGGAGCUGCAAAAUCUCGGUCGAUCGUUUUCGGCAACCACGUUCACACACGUGGAAACGAAUGGCGUGCCAAACGGGAAUGGGUUGCACGAGCAGAGCCUGGAAUACGAAGUGGAACCCGGGUGCUGCACAAAAGCCUACUGCUCCAAAUGCGCAGCCUCGUGUUGCACCGAGAAAACUCUGCGCAGGAAAUUGCCCCUCUUGACCUGGCUGAAAAAGUACUCGAGGGGAGACUUUCUAGGUGACCUCAUUGCUGGCAUAACCGUCGGCCUGACCCUGGUUCCCCAGGUCAUUGCCUUUUCUGAGCUGGCAAACCUUCCUGCUGAAUUUGUGUCGGCGCCGGUGUCGGCGGGCUUCAUAUCAGCGGCGGCCAUCAUCAUCGUGAUGAGCCAGUUCAAGUCCAUCCUGGGCCUGACCGGGAUGCACGGCGAGGACGCCAUCGAGCUCAUACGGGGCCUGUAUCGUCGCAUCGGCAGCACGAACCUCGAGGACCUGGGCCUGGGGCUAGUCUGCAUCGUCUUCCUCAUCGCCCUCAGGGAAAUCAGGAGAGUUCAAUGGGCCUGGUGUUUCAGUCCCGAAAUAGCCAAGAAGGUGUCGCAGAUAAUGCAUGUGCUGUCAGCUGCCAGGAAUGUCUUCUUGAUCAUGUUGUGCUCAAUUGCUGCCUAUAUUUGGGACGCAAAAUCUGGCAAAUGGGGGAUCACUUUGACAGUUGAUGGGGAAGUUGUGAAUGUCCCUCAGAGGGAUUUCACUGACAUUGUGCAUGCAGCUGGUUCAGCCAUGUUUGUGAUCCCACUCAUAGCCAUUGUGGAGCAUGUCGCUGUUUGCAAGUCCUUUGCCAACAGAAAGGCAGUGGAUGUGAACCAGGAGCUGAUUGCCCUGGGAAUGAGCCAGUUGGUGAGCUCAUUUUUCAGAUCAAUGCCAAUUACUGGAUCCAUCUCAACCAGCUGUGUGAAUGCUGUUUCUGGCGUAAGAACUCCUCUUGGUGGACUUUUUGCAGGUCAGGCCAUCAACUAA
Messenger RNA from Notodromas monacha, 1054 nucleotides. NCBI's taxonomy places the organism in Eukaryota, Metazoa, Arthropoda, Ostracoda, Podocopida, Cyprididae. The record is from the annotation of a GenBank genome assembly.